Messenger RNA from Cavenderia fasciculata, 9099 nucleotides. Its product is annotated as RapGAP/RanGAP domain-containing protein. Gene Ontology annotation, biological process: positive regulation of GTPase activity; regulation of small GTPase mediated signal transduction. Gene Ontology annotation, cellular component: cytoplasm; nucleus. The record is from RefSeq and is a predicted model, not a curated record. NCBI's taxonomy places the organism in Eukaryota, Evosea, Eumycetozoa, Acytosteliales, Cavenderiaceae. Bases 1 to 9099 code for a protein of 3032 amino acids. The transcript is spliced from 10 exons. Gene Ontology annotation, molecular function: GTPase activator activity; RNA binding.
AUGAAAGGAGGAGGUAGUGGAAAGUUUGAUGGUGGUGUAUCAUCACCAAAGUCGAAUGUACUCAAGAGAAUCAAAGAUAUAUUUGGGUCGUCAUCGACAAUGACGUCCUCAUCGUCUUCGUCGUCGUCGUCGUCAUUCAACACUGCAGCUGCGACAUCAUCGACAUCGGCACAGAUACAACAGCUGUCAAACAUCAGAGAUUCAUUUGAUCACGGCGACCUCUACGACAGCGGCGGCACAAACUCUUCAACCAACUCACCACACAACAGCGGACACGGUCACAUGACUGUGGCAAACGUACAAAAGGAGAUUGAAAUACUCGGCGAGAAGCUUCGUGUCGAGCUGGCACAGAGCAACUCGUACCCGCUUCCAACGCGACUACAGUAUCUGCGCGAGAUUAUGGACUGCCUGCGUAUCAUGCGUGUCGACAACCACCUCGAAUCGGUGUGGUCGUCGGUGGCAGACUUGAUCGAGGAGAAUAGGAGCAUCGAGUGCCAGAGCGUCGCCUACCAGGCAAUGAUAUACCUGAUCGAGGCCAACUAUAGCAGUCUUGGAACACAUCGACGAGAGUUUUACAACACCAUCGUGUCUCCCACUUCAAUGGCACCGAUUGUCUUGCGUGUGCGUGCUCUUUCAUCGUUGGUCAAGAAUGGUAGAGAUAUACAACCCUUUGAACACAACAUUAUAGAUAUCCUCAUUAGAUGGAUAUCAACUAUACAACAAUGGGAUAAUGAUGAUGACGAUAAUGCAAGUAAUACUACUACCACUACUACUACUUCUUCAUCUUCAUCUGCUGGUGCAGGUAAUAUUAAUAAUAAUAAUGGGAAUAGUAAUAAUAAUAAUAAUAAUAUUGGAGCAAGUACUACUUCAUCUCAACAAUCAUCAUCGUCAUCAUCACAACCACAACAACAACAACAAAUAAUUCAACCACAACAACCACAAAUAAUUCAACAACAACAAAUAGUUCAAUUACAAACAUCAACAAGAUAUAAUGACUCACUAUUGAUACACGAUUCAAUUCAUUCAUUUGAAGAGGAAGAGGGGUUGACCAAUAGUCCAGUCGACGAUUUAUUCAUAUUGAUCAAGAACCUGAUCCAAAAUGCACAAAGACAGCUCGGCGAGGGCGACAUUGCAUCGAUUGUCAACAGCAUAUGUCUGCUGUCGAACCAGUCGAGCAACAUCCGCAUCAUUCGCAACUGCAUAUCGUUUUUUGAUACGGUCGCGAGACUGGACCAACGCAUCAUCCCGCCACCGUGCAUAUCGAUGGCGAUCAGCUCGUUGUGUCGCACGGUCAACAUUGAGGAGGUGUGCGACCCGACAUGCACGACAAUGCAAAAGUUGCUGGAGCGGUACAGACACCAGGGCAUCAACGCGCUGUGCACGCUGCUCAACGACCCACACAACCGCGCCACCAUCCCGCUGCUGCGUGGUGCCGUCUUUUUUCUGGGCAUGUCUGUGUGGGGUCCGCAACUCGGAAGAAGCGAUUGCCAAGCUCAUCGACACACACCACCAGCAAAAGAUACACCCGUCGCACGCCAUGUGGCUGGUCAAGCUCAACACGAUUGUCGAUUUUUUCUUCCGCAAGGAUCCGCGUACACGUAUCCGUCGAAAGAUCCUCGCCCUCAUGAAGCAGGUCUACGACGAGCACCACUUUAUCUAUGGCGAGGACAUCAUCGACCACAUUGUGCUGCCGUCGCUUGGCAGUAUCCACAAGGACCGCGACUCGAGCGUGCCACUCAAUUCCACUUGAUUGUACUGAUUCUCGAUCGGUCCAUUCGAGAGGGUGGUCCGCCGGCGCAGACCAACGUCGAUGUCCAAAAGACGAGCAUUCAAGGCAUGGUAUCCGUGUUUGAAGAAAAGUUCCCCAAGUCACAACCGGCACUAUCACUCGAGGUUUGGGGUCUCAUCAUGUCACACAUCAACCAUGACAACCAAAUCAUUCGAAAGGAGAUUUUGACAGCUCUCAUUCGACUAUCAUCCACCAAAUGGUAUCAAAUGACCUUUGAUAAUCUUUCAAGUCCAUUUUUACAUUGUUCUCAAAAUAAUCAUUUCAUGAAUGAAAUAUCUUCAAUGAUUUUAAAGUCACCAAGGGGAGAUAAUCAACAGCAACAACAAACUCAACAAACAACAACAACUCAACCACCCCCAACUUUGCAACAGAUACCAGCUACUACUACUACUACAACUGGACAAGGUCAACAACCAAACCAACAAAAAGUAGUACCAAAAAAGAAAAACAACCAUGAUGGAGGGUUUUUCUCAAUGUCACAAGUUUGGAAUCUUUUAAUGGAUAGAUUGACAAAAGAAACAAAUGCAGAACUUUUAACAAUGAUCUUGGAUAUCAUAUCAAAUUAUCUAACCAACAAGCAUAUAUUGAUUGGAAUAGAAAACGAAAUAACAAAUUUUGUAAAUAUUAUAACAAAACUAUUAAAUGAUAAAACUUUGGGAACUUUAAUUGUUGAUUAUCAAAAUUCAUCAAAUAAUGAUACAUCAUUUAAAAAAGAUAAUCAUUUUAUAAAGGCAUUUGAAAUAUUAUGUAAUUUAAUUCCAUAUCAAUCAACGUUGUCACCCCAAUCAAUCAUUACGACUCUUUUCAAUGGAUUAUGUCAAAAAUGGUCAUUUCCAAGUGAAUCAAAACAUAAAAUCCAAGCAAUUUGUUUGAAUGGGUUGACAUGUUGUAUUAUUGAAUUCCCCAUUAAAACUACACUAAAGUACAUUCAAAACAUUACCAAAGCUCUUCACCAAGUCUCAACAAGUAGUAAUACGCACAAAGAUACAAUAUAUUCGAUCCUACAAUAUCUUAAUCUCAUGGUUUCCAUUCCAUCUCUUCCAUCUCAACUACCAUUUGAAUCUCUAACUUUUAUCUUUAAAUUAUUAAUUCAAUUUUUUGAUAGAUCAAAGUAUUCAUCAUUAAUUGUUUUAGUUGCAUUUGAAAGUUUAAUAAGAUGGUUUACCUCAUGUACAAUACAAUCUAGAAUAUUACUAGUUAGAAAUAUUAUAAAGGGAUUGGACAGUCAGUUAAAGGAUCGUAAUAGUUUAUUGAGUGAAAUUUCUAUCGAGCUUUUGAAUAGAUACAUUCACACCAAUAUCGAUCCCUUUCACUAUCCAAUGCGACAUUCAAGUCCCAUUUUCCACGAUGGCCAGACCAAAACUUGGAUUCAAGGAUUUUCACUCAUCACAAUCAGAACGGGCAAGUUGGGAUGGGCCGAAGUCACCCAUCGAAAGGCUACCGGUUGCGUUGUAUGGUUGAUGAGAUUCCAAAAUAAUUUCAACCCUCAUCUUCAACAAUACGACCCAUUCUCGAGUGGGAUGGACCCAAUGACCGAUUCCCAACUGGUGAAUCUUCCCAAAGAACCAUACUACCGCAAGGAAUUCAGUCCUUUGACAUCGCCAACCUCCCCCUCCCUUUCACCCAUUUCAGUAUCUGGAGAAUAUAAUUGUUGUAAUAGUUCAAGAGAUUUACCAACUUUACCUGCUACUGUUAUGCCUGCAAUUUCAAGUGGUGCUGGUACAAAUAUUUUAUCAAAUUCAACUUCAACAAUUACAAAUCCAAAUACACCAGAAUCUCAACCACCAUCCCAACAACCACUAUCAACAUUAAUAUCUCCAUCCCAACAACAACCACAAUUAUUAGUUUCUCCUCUUCCUCCAGUUCUUACCAAUACUACCACGAAUACUGUUGUUGCUUCUCCUGCUACAGUUGUCCAACCUAAACAACAACAACAACACCAAGAGGAAGUUUAUGAAUCACCAAAUAUUUUAUUACACAAAUUGAAUCUUUUAGCCAAACAAGUUAGUGUUGAUAAAUUGACUGAAUCUACCACUUCACUCAAUCUUUCACUAUUACCUCCUUCAUCAUCAUCAAGAGAUGGUAACAACAAUGACAACAAUCAACUUCCUACUUUGGUAUCAUCCCAAAAAUUAUUAAUCUCUCCUUUAUUGACCAAUCAAGAGAUACUUCAACACCAAGAACGACAAGAUGAAAGGAAAUUGGUUGCAAUGGAAAUUGUAAAGAACAGUAAUAAUAAUAACUCUAAUAAUAAUAAUCCAGAUAACAAUCGUAUUGGGUAUGGUAGUGGAUCAUUAAUAUUUAAUAAUAGUUUUGAUGAUAUUACGACAGAAUUGAAAAUGCCAAGAUUUACACCACCAUCUAGAGAUCAAAAUGAUGAUGGAGAGAAUAUAUUUUUGCAAAGUAACCUCGAUAGUCCCUAUAAAAAGUCUCUAUCGGGAGAAAAUACACCCGUUGGCACAGCCAUUUCCAAGUUUUAUCCACCGCUACCAUCAUUUGACGACGACGAGGAGCUUUUAUCAUUCUUUAGUGGUACAUCGAGCAAUCCUGCCAGCUGUACCAGUGAUAUCAUGAUGCCCGAUGCCAUGAUGAGCAACAACCUCUCUGCACAACUUUUACUCCACGUUGGAUCAGUGUCUCCAUCAACCACACCACCAUCACAACAUUCUAGUACAUUCAAGAGUGACUCUAUCGAUAUUGUCAACCAAUCCACCUCUGCAGGAGAACAAGGCAAUACAUUGAUGAAAAAGGAUUUCAAGGCAAAACUGCUGGAUUUGGCUGAUAGCACACCGUCAUCAUUGUCAAACUCUUCAGGCUACAUCAAACAUGAUGAAAUAUUCUCAUUGUCUGUUGAAGAUUCACCCUAUCUCAUCUCUAAAAAAGGAAAGUUACCACAAAGCAAACUAUCACUCAUCGAUCAAUCAAAAGAGGAAGCCAGUGAUACUGACCAAGACCAUUCAGAUCAAGAGGUAGAUGAUGAAGAAGAUCAAGUAGCCGAAAAGGACAAGAUCUUGUUGUCACAAAAUAAUAAUAAUAAUAAUGUCCCAUCAAGUUUAUUUAACAAGAUUGAAAUGGAGAUUGCAGAGCAACAGAAACAACAGAUAUCGGGUGAUCCAACAUCACCAACUAUGGUUACAACAUUCAAGGCACAUGGAUCGGCAUUGAUCAAAUCAACUUCAUUCACAAUUGAAAAUACAACAUCGUCACCGACAAACACUGAUAUUAGUAUUUCACCGACUCCAAUCCUUGAACCAACCCCUACUCAAUCACCAACCGAUCAUUUAUCAUUUACAAAAUAUCAUCAACAGCAUAUUCAAUCACAACAACCACAGCCUCAACAGCCACAACAACCCCAACAACAUUCAUUCAAACCAGUUUCACCAGUUGGAGCAACUCAAUUAGUUCCAAAAGAAGGUCCAAUCAACACUGAUACAAAGGUAUUAGGAGGAGGAUCUCAGAUUGUACGUACAACAUCACCAGUGUUGACAAAGAGUACAUCUGUUAUAUUAGGUUCAGCAAGAUUGGUUCCUCAGUUAUCAGUUCCAGAACACUUGAAUCAAUUUUCACUUCAACAAGGAUCGUCAACCGUUCAAUCCAAGACAUCAAAUAGUAAUACUCUGACCACAAGUAAUCCAACCUCUUCAAUGCCAUUAUUACCAUCUGUUCCUGGAUUGGUUACAAGUUCUUCAAACUCAGGAUCAGUCUUGUCAAAUUCAAUGACAAUGGUUAUGCCACCACCAACCAACAAUAAUAACAACAACAACAACAACAACAACAACAACACAGUUUCCACCAAUACCAACAACACAUCUACAUCUACAUCAACGGCAUCUGGAUUGAAUAUUUUGUCACCUCUAAAGGUUGGACCACAAAAUAAUACACCAACUCUAUACCAAUCCUAUUUACUAAACAAAACCAACAACAACAACAACAACAACAAAUCAAAUACUUUGACAAAUAACAAUGGAAAUGGUCAAUUUGAACCUCCUACAUUUGCACGUUCAAAUUCAGCUUCGGCACUUUCAUCAACACCACAACAACAAUACAGUCUGUCAUACACUAAUAUCCCAAAUCUAUUUGAUGACAAGAUGAUCAACUCUAUUUCAAACCAUGUUCACAAUGAACAAUCUCACCUACCACAACAACAACAACAACAACAACAAUCAUCUCACCACUACAUGUCAUCACCAACCCACUCUCCCUCUCCACCACCUCCACCCAACUACAAUAAUAAUAAUAAUAACAACUUAGAAUCUAGUUAUGAUCCAACAAUUCUAGAUCCAUCCAUUGUAUUUUAUCAUUUACAUCAAUUCUCUGGUGACUUGACAACCGAGAUUAAGAAUGGUCAUUCAUUUGAAAGAGCUUUAAGUGUACUUGACCAUACUUUUUGCUCAGAGACACACAAGUUUGGUAUCAUCUAUGUUGGUGUUGAUCAAAAGACCGAGGAACAGUAUCUGGCCAAUGUCAAAGGUUCACCGAGAUACCAUCACUUUCUCAAUCUCAUGGGUGAAAGAUUCCGUGUUGCCGAUCGUAUCGAUGUCUAUCCAGGAGGUUUGGAUCGCAGUGGCACCAGAACCGAUGGUGAGUUUUCAUUGUAUUGGCACGAUGUCAUUACCCAAGUGGUGUUCCAUGUCACCACCAUGAUGCCAACCUCUGAAAAGGAUCCCAACUUUACAAACAAGAAACGACACAUUGGAAAUGACUAUGUAAAUAUCAUCUUUUCAGAUUCCUCAUUGCCCUUUAACCAAAGUUCCAUCUCUGGUCAAUUCAAUUUCGUAAAUAUCGUCGUCUAUCCAUUGGAAAUUGGUUGGUAUCGUGUUGAAAUCAACAAAAAGAAGGAUAUCCCUAUUUUUGGUCCCAUUCAUCACCAACAAAUCAUUUCCGAACAAUCAUUAUCAUCAUUAAUCAUUCAAACUGCUAUCAAUGCAAAUUUGGUUUCAAUGUUGUAUGACGGUAAAACAGAAUUCAUGUCAAACCUUGAAGAAAGAUUAAAACAAAUCAAAACAAUCAAAGACAGAUUUGCAAAAGAAGAUGAUGGUUGGUUGGAUUUAUAUAGAUCGAUCGAUACUACAUACAUAACAACAACAACAACAAUAAUAUACUAUAACCUACCGACGACGACAAUACAUUAUUCGCAAAAAGUGAGGUUCAAGAAAGAAACGAUGGACGGAUACUCUCAAAAUAAUGGUGAUUACUCAUCGUCGUCAUCAUCGUCAAAGGACAGACAUAGAGGAGAUAGAGAUAGAAGCGAUAGAGGGGACAGAGAUAGAAGCGAUAGAGGAGGAGACAGAGGGGACAGAGAUCACAGAGACAGAGACAGAGAUAGGAGAGGUGAUCGUGGAGACCGCGACAGAGAAUAUAGAGAUAGAGAUAGAGAUAGAGAUAGAGACAGAGACAGAGAUAGAAGCGAUAGAGGUGGUGGUGGCGGUGGAGGAAGAGGUGGAGGUGACAGAGGAGGAGACCGUGACAGGGAAUCAAGAAAGAGAAGUAGAUCUCCAACAGGAAGAAAACCAACCGAUCAUGUAACAUCAUCAUCAUCAUCAUCAUCAAUGUCGUCAUCAUCUGCAUCUGCACAAGCUGUAGAGAGAGCAGCGAGAAAAUCAUCAAUGUGGGAUAGAGCACCUGAUGCCAACGACAUGCAACAAGGAAACCUCGUUGGUCAGGUGUUCCAAAGCGCCGUGCUUGGUCAACAACACCCACAGUUCCAACAACUCUUACAACAACAAAACCACCAACAACAGCAACACCAACAACAACAGCAACAACAAAUUCUUCAGCUACAACAACUACAAUUGCAGCAACAGAUGCUCCAGCAGAUGCAACAACAACAACAGUUUAUUGGUAUGGCCACCGGAGGAAUAUUGCCUCCACCCGCUGCCAUGGCCACCGCUGGUGGUGCCGCCGCCAACACACAGACCCAACAAAACAAGCAGAGCAGAAGACUAUAUAUCGGCAACAUCCCACCCAACAUUACAGACAACACUCUUAUCGACUUUUUCAACACGGCCAUCACCGCCGCCAACCUCCACCUCUCUAGCAAGACUGGACCCGUUGUAUUGUCCUGUCAGAUCAACAGUGCGAAAAACUUUGCCUUUCUCGAGUUCCGUUCGGCCGAAGAGGCCACCAACGCGAUGGGAUUGGACGGUAUCUCUCUAUUCACCUUUUCACUCAAGAUCCGUCGUCCCACCGACUAUCAACCACCUGCAAACGAAUCAUCCAUGCCAUCGGCACCAGUAUCCAUGUCUAUCGUCAGUACAAACGUCCCCGACUCUGAAAACAAAAUAUUUAUUGGCGGUAUCCCAACUACCUUGAACGAAGAGCAAAUCAAAUCAAUGUUGUUGGCGUUUGGAAGACUCAAAGCUUUCAAUUUGGUCAAGGAUCCAAAGACUGGAUCUUCAAAGGGUUAUGCCUUCUGUGAAUAUUACGAAACCGAAGAAACAAAUGAUUGUAUUAAUGGUUUAAAUGGAACAAAGUUUGGUGAAAAAUCUUUAGUUGUACAAAGAUCUAGUGUUGGUACAAAGGAUCCAAGUACUACAUCUACAAACAACAACAACAACAACAACAAUAAUAACAAUAACAAUAAUGCCAAUAUGAAUUCAAAUAGAAAAUCGGUUACAACUUUUGAUCAAUCUGUUACACAAAUGUUAAAUCUAGCAUCAUCAAUUCCUCAAGUAUUAGGAACAAUUAGAUCAAAUAUACCGUCCGACAGUAAUACAAAAUCAUCAACAGUGAUUCAAUUAUUUAAUUUGGUAGAUCGAGAAGAUAUUCAAGAUGAUUCAGAUUAUGAAAAUUUAUUGAUCGAUGUAAAAGAAGAGUGCGAGGAGUUUGGAGAAGUGGAAUCCAUUUUUAUCUCAAGGCCAAAGGAAGAGAAUCCUUUGGAUAUCGUAAAGGUUUUUGUCAAGUUUGUUAGUUUGGAGAGCGCUCAACGUGCAUGGAUGAGCAUCGGAGGAAGAAGAUAUAAUUAUAGAACCAUUAUAACUGCAUUUUACCCAGAAGAUUUUUAUAUCCUUCAAGGACAAGAUGAUCAACAACUUCAAUUCCAUCAACAACAAUUACAACAGGAACAACAACUACAACAACAACAACAUCAACAACAACAACAGCAACAACAAUUUAAUAAUGGUAGUAGUGAUGAUAUGUAUGGAAACAACAACAAUAUGGAUGAUAAUAACAAUAAUAAUAAUAAUAAUAAUAAUAAUAAUAAUAAUAAUAAUAAUAAUAAUAAUAAUUAUCAUCAUCAAGAUAGUUAUGUUAAUAAUGACUAUAAUAAUAAUAAUAAUAAUAAUAAUAAUGAUUAUAAUAUGGAAUAA